AUGAGCGUAGAGGCAACAUUUGAGAUCCGACUUGCAGCAUCGCUUCUGAUUUUGGUUCCUGCCGUCAUUGGUAUAGGACUCCAUACCCUACUCGCCAUUGCACUUUACAGAGGUUGGAAAACUUUCCGCAAAAUUAGUUUUUAUGUGAUAACGGUACAGCUGCAGUGGUGCGAUGUUUGUGCUCUUUUUCUGGAUAUUUACAUUGCCUUUCCACUUUCUCUAACUGGGCAUCAGUACAUGGGCGAUAGUAUAGCACUAUACUACGCUCCCCUAUUUUUUGAAGGGAUAGCAUUCAAUGGUUUGUUCUUGUUAUCCUUUCUUAUGAGCGUCAACCGUUUCCUACUGUUCGUUGUUCCGCGAAUCCACAACAAACUAUUCACUUAUAGGGGAACGAGGAUAAUGUCAAUCAUUCUCUGGAUUAUUGUAUUUCUAUUUAUUGGGCUGUCGAACUACUUCGGAUGUCGGAAGCAGUUUGCCAAAGAUGAUUUUCACUUUUGGUACAAUUGCAGCAACCGUAUUCCUGGAGUUUUUCAUUAUAUUGAUUUUAUGCAUAUCGCAUCAAUCACCCUUCCUGUGACCAUGAUACUAAUGUACGUUAUCAUCUACUUGAAGAUUGGAUAUGUCUUUCAAGAAGGAGUAAGGAGGGAGGUAACUCGUGUCAGCCGAGAGAUUAGAUACUUUGUGCAGACAGUAUUGAUAAGCAUUCUAAUAAUGGUCGAAAUGAUAGCCUUCAUUAUGGCACCCUAUAUCAGGGUCACCGGCUACGGUCUAUUCUAUUUGAAUAUUCUAGUGAAUCUUAUAAUUAUUUCGAAUAAUCUCGUUUCUCCUAUCAUUAUUUUUGCCUUCAACACGGAUAUUCGAAGGCGGCUGUUCUCGACCAUGUCAUAUCGUCAGAAUACUACUGCUGUGAACAAUGCUAAUACGUUUCUAUAA
Molecule: messenger RNA, 933 nt
Organism: Ostertagia ostertagi
Lineage: Eukaryota; Metazoa; Nematoda; Chromadorea; Rhabditida; Trichostrongylidae
Source: the annotation of a GenBank genome assembly